AUGAAGUUACUAGCCCCACUCAUACUAAUAAUUUUAAUAAGUGACAUACAUUUAAUCGCACGGGUGUUUUCUGACCAACGAGACGAAAAAAUUUCGGAAAAAGUUGCCGAUAGCCAACUGACCAACGAAAGAUGCACUCAGCUAGUUCAACGUCCAUCGAGCGUGGUUAAAAAGGAUUGGGCGAAAUCACAGAUGAGGAUUUGGGGACGAAAACGUUCGAAAAAUUUCCCUUUUUUGGUUAAUUUCGACCGAGUAUACACAAAUCCAAGCAACUAUGGGGCCAACAACGUCAACGGGCAGAGGUAUAACCAUUUCGGUCUCGCCAAAAUAGGUAGCAACGACAAUUUCGACUUUUACAUCACCGCUGAUGAUGACGUCAUUUUGAGUGCGGUUGCUAGGAUGAGAGAAGGAGCUAAGGACGCGCGUGUCAUGAUGUGA
Messenger RNA from Helobdella robusta, 438 nucleotides. RefSeq lists its product as hypothetical. Lineage: Eukaryota; Metazoa; Annelida; Clitellata; Rhynchobdellida; Glossiphoniidae. The transcript has a single exon. The record is from RefSeq and is a predicted model, not a curated record. The coding region runs from base 1 to 438 and encodes 145 amino acids.